UUAAUAGGCGCGGCCAUGUUGGUCUGUAGUGAAUAAAAUCAAGAUAAUUCGUUUUUAGGGAAAUAAAAUUGACACAAUAUGCCCAAAUGCGACCUCAAAACGAGAUACAUCCCUGCGACAUUCGCCUGGACUUUACUUUUGGGCACGACGUCUCUGUUUUUUUAUUUUCCCUGCCAGUAUUAUCUCCACAAGCACCCAUGGAUUCCUGCAUACCAAGGUGUCAUAACGUUUUUUGUUUUGGCCAAUUUUACACUGGCCACUUUCAUGGACCCGGGAGUUAUACCAAAAGCUCCACCUGACGAGGACCGCGAGGAUGACUUCCGAGCGCCGCUGUACCGCAGCGUGGAGAUAAACGGCAUAACGGUGCGCAUGAAAUGGUGCGUCACGUGCAAGUUCUACCGACCGCCGCGGUGCUCCCACUGCUCCGUGUGCAACCACUGUAUAGAAACCUUCGACCACCACUGUCCGUGGGUGAACAAUUGUAUAGGACGGCGGAACUACAGGUUCUUUUUCUUCUUCCUAAUAUCGCUGUCCAUACACAUGCUUAGCAUAUUUGGUCUCAGUCUUUACUACAUCAUGAAUAACAACAAGACGCUCACACAGGUCGAGCCUAUUGUAUCUAUGGUAAUAAUGGGUAUAAUCGCACUUCUCGCGAUCCCCAUAUUCGGUCUGACGGGCUUCCACAUGGUGCUGGUGUCGCGCGGGCGCACCACCAACGAGCAGGUGACGGGCAAGUUCACGGGCGGAUACAACCCCUUCUCGAAGGGCUGCUGGUACAACUGCUGCUAUACGCAAUUUGGACCGCAGUAUCCUAGCCUGGUCCGCCCGUCGAAGUACAUCUACAAGGGCGGCAAGAAGCGUCGCGGCACGAGCGGCGCCGCCAUCUCCACGAUCGCGGACGCGCCGCACGCGCACGCGCACGCGCAGGUAAAGACCUACACCGCGGACAACGGCUCCGCGCACCGCCCGCUCGGCGCGCACGCGCACUACAACAAGCUGUCCCCUGGUCGCGAGGAGCACGAGGGUGAGCUGGAGGGCCCGGGGGCCUCCCAGUCAGCAGAUUGCGAGCCCACACCGCCGCCUCUGCAGCGUCGGGGCUCCGCCGCCAACCUAUUCCCGCCCGCCGAGCCGCACCACCACCUGCCGCCCCGACCGCACCACUACCCGAGGCUUAGUCCGCUAUCAAGGAACACGAGUCACGGCGGCACAACAACGUCAGGGUACCGGGUGGUCAUGGAACCUCUCCGGUACGACACGGGUUCGAAUGGGGGAGCUCGGCCAUCUCCGACGAUGCAGCAGAGGAUCAAAGCGUUAGGGGUUCCGACCCCUCUGGCUGUCAGCAGCCCCGUGAGGAGGUCCAACCCCGGCACGCCGACGCAGCCGCGCCGGCCCGACUUCAUCGGCGUGCGCGCCUCGCCCCAGCGCCGCUUCCUGUCCGAGGGCGAGCUGCUGCGCGACGCGGCCGGGCCCGCGCCGCCGCACGACGUGCGCGAGCUGGCCGCGUCCCCGCAGCGCGGCACGUACCUGUGGGCCGAGCGGCCGCCGCCCGCGCCGUCGCCGCACGCGCGCCGCCGCGCCGCGCCCGCCGCGCACGUCGCGCCGCCCGCCCCGCGCCCCGCGCGCCCGCUCUCCUUCAUCCGCGCGCUCGAGGUGCAGGACCAGCUGGAGCGCGCGCCGCCGCCCGACCCGCCCGACCGCGCCUCCAUCUACGACUGCAACUACGAGAUCUCGGUGUGAGCGCCGGCCGCGGCCCGCGCUGACUUUUGACUCCCUAUUUACGGAAUAGGCCAGUUUAAAACCGAUCGACCCGACUCCGGGGCCGUCCGGCGGCUCCGGCGAUUCCAAAGAUUGUCUGCCCCCUCCCUCCCCCCGCUUACGCACAAGGUUCGCCGAGGCCGCGCGAGUGCGACGGCCGUGUGACGGACCGGCGCGCGGUCGGCGUCCGAGUGAUUGUGUCGUUGUAAGUGUUUAGGUAAGAACCGUUAGGUGUAAUUAGAGUUUUAUAUUUAUGUAUAUUUGUGAGCGAUUUGUGACGUCGAGACGCUUAAUUUUUAGUCUGGAUUCGUUGUGUAAAUAGUCCCCAGUGUUGUGAUUUCGUGAUGACGUAAUUAUAUUUUAGAACCGAUGUGAGUCGAUUGAUCGAUCUGUGUAAUAUUUCAGAAGAAUAUAUCACGAUUAGAGAUUGUAAUUGACUGAAUCGUAAAUCUGCCUCAAUUUAUUUUAGAAAACUGAGAUUCAAUUUCGCGCAAAAAAUGUUUAUUAAAUCAACCCCGACUGCUAUUUUUAAAACAAUUUAUUAUAUGAAUAAAUUUGAGACUAAAUUGGCAGCAAGAAUGAACAUUUUAAAAAUAAAUUUGUGCCAAAUAUAUUGUAGACAGACAUAGAUAAGGCAGUUAUUUUAUUUCAGUUCCUAAGAAAUUAAAUUUUGUGCUCACGAUGACGCGUCAAAGGCAACGCAUAUUUAGUGUAUAGUAUUGAAAUUUGAUAAUAUAGAUUCAAUCAUUUUGAAAGUGAUCAUUCAGUUGAAGAUUAAACUGUUAUACAAUAUUUGAUAAAAUAUCUGAAUGCUUAAAUAGCCUACCUUAUGUCCUAAAUAUAACAUUUUUGGCUUUAUUUUCACAUUGAUAUUGCUAGCUAAAAAAAUAUUAAAUAAAUAUCCUUAAUGGAGUAGUUGGAUUAAAGGGUCAUUCGCAUACAUAAAAAAGAACAUUUUAAAUUUUGUUAUUAUUAAUUAAAUAAGAACAAGAAAAGAAUUAAAAUUAUUUUUUUAUAUUUUUUUUAUUAAACCAGAUAUGAUAAAUGUAACGUGAAAUUGACUCAAGAUCUCAUAGAAUUUUAUAAAUUCACGAUUCGUACUUAGAUUUCGUUUUUUAAAAAAUAUACGUUUGAAAAAUGACAUGAUAAUUUU
Vanessa atalanta (red admiral) is the source of this 2908-nucleotide messenger RNA. It is a transcript of the gene Zdhhc8, whose product is annotated as palmitoyltransferase ZDHHC8. Gene Ontology annotation, molecular function: palmitoyltransferase activity. The transcript has 9 exons. The record is from RefSeq and is a predicted model, not a curated record. Gene Ontology annotation, biological process: protein palmitoylation. NCBI's taxonomy places the organism in Eukaryota, Metazoa, Arthropoda, Insecta, Lepidoptera, Nymphalidae. The coding region runs from base 79 to 1737 and encodes 552 amino acids.